This is a messenger RNA of Solanum lycopersicum (tomato), 631 nucleotides long. Lineage: Eukaryota; Viridiplantae; Streptophyta; Magnoliopsida; Solanales; Solanaceae. The record is from RefSeq and is a predicted model, not a curated record.
CAUAUACUUCUUCAAUCUCUAGUAUUUUCUUCUACCAUCUACUCUAAAAUCAAUGGCUUCUUCUCAAUCUGUUCUCUCUCACCUCUUCUCUACACCACCAACAACUUCUUUACAAAUAGCUCCUACUUCUAGUAGCGAUGACGAAUCUGCUUAUAUUGACUGGGACAACCUUGGGUUUCAAUUGAUGCAAACUGAUUAUAUGUACGUUACAAAAUGCUCUGAUGAUGGAAUAUUUAGACAAGGACAACUUAAUCGUUACGGCAAUAUCCAAUUGAGCCCAUCUGCUGGUGUCUUAAACUAUGGACAGGGGUUGUUUGAAGGUACAAAAGCGUAUAGAAGAGAGGAUGGUAGAAUAUUUCUAUUUCGUCCUGACCAGAACGCGAUGAGAAUGCAAAUUGGUGCGGAGAGGAUGUGCAUGCCAUGUCCUUCGACUGAUCAAUUUGUUGAGGCUGUUAAGCAAACGGCUAUUGCUAACAAGCGUUGGAUUCCUCCUUUUGGAAAAGGGGCACUAUACAUUAGGCCUCUUUUAAUAGGCAGUGGUCCUAUUUUUGGUUUGGCUCCAGCACCUGAGUACACUUUCCUUGUCUAUGCCUGUCCUGUUGGUUAUUAUUUCAAGGUUAGUUCCUUAUUU